Aspergillus melleus is the source of this 636-nucleotide messenger RNA. It is a transcript of the gene ZRC1, whose product is annotated as cation diffusion facilitator family transporter. The transcript has a single exon. Lineage: Eukaryota; Fungi; Ascomycota; Eurotiomycetes; Eurotiales; Aspergillaceae. Gene Ontology annotation, cellular component: membrane. The record is from RefSeq and is a predicted model, not a curated record. Bases 1 to 636 code for a protein of 211 amino acids. Gene Ontology annotation, biological process: zinc ion transmembrane transport; intracellular zinc ion homeostasis. Gene Ontology annotation, molecular function: zinc ion transmembrane transporter activity.
AUGCGAGGUGUCUUCCUGCAUGUCAUGGGCGAUGCUUUGGGAAAUAUUGGCGUGAUCGUCUCGGCUCUGGUCAUCUGGUUGACAGAUUACGACUGGCGAUUCUAUGUGGAUCCCGGCAUUUCGCUGGUGAUUACUAUCAUCAUCCUCGCCUCGGCCAUCCCCCUCUGCAAAGCUGCUUCCCGCAUCCUUCUCCAGGCCGUCCCGCCCGGUAUGAGUAUCGACCAUAUCAAGGAAGAUAUCGAGCGGCUCCCCGGAGUGAUCGGGUCCCAUCACCUCCACGUGUGGCAAUUGAGCGACACCAAGAUUGUCGCUUCGAUUCAUAUUCAGGUGGACACUGAGAUCAAGGGAGAGGGAUCGGAGAGAUACAUGCGCCUCGCACGGCAAGUGAGAAAAUGUUUGCAUGCUUACGGCAUCCAUUCCUCCACCAUCCAGCCUGAAUUCGCACCGGACAGUGAUGUUGAUGAAUCGACGGCUGCCCCGUCCUAUUCCCGUGCCAGCAGCAGCGACCCGUCAGCCCCCAAUCAUCCGUCUAACCGACCCGCGAGCAUUCGGGAUGGCGAUCCCCAGGCCUGUCUACUUGAAUGUGGCGACGAAUGUAAUAGGGGAGGUCAAUGCUGUCCCACGAAACCCACCUAA